ACGGAAGAGCAAACUUCACAGAACUCUUUGCCCAUCUCAGGAGAAACCGAACUUGGGGAAGAUGUUUGCGGUCCACUUGCUGGCGUUUUACUUCACCAAGCUGAAAGAAGAUCAGAUCAAAAAGGUGGACAGGUUCCUGUAUCACAUGCGGCUUUCCGACGAGAUCCUUUUGGACAUCAUGGCGCGGUUCCAGGCUGAAAUGGAGAAGGGCCUAGGGAAGGACACCAACCCCACAGCUUCUGUGAAGAUGCUGCCCACUUUCGUCAGGGCCAUUCCAGAUGGCUCAGAAAAUGGGGAGUUCCUUUCUCUGGAUCUUGGAGGAUCCAAGUUUCGAGUCUUGAAAGUGCAAGUCUCAGAAGAGGGGAAACGAAACGUCCAGAUGGAGAGUCAGUUCUACCCAAUGCCCAAUGAAAUCUCUCGGGGGAAUGGCGUGGAGCUGUUUGACUAUGUCGCUGACUGCCUGUCCGAUUUUAUGAAGCACAAAGAGUUGAAGCAUAAGAAGCUGCCUCUGGGCUUUACCUUCUCCUUUCCCUGCAGACAGACAAAGCUAGAAGAGGGCGUCCUGCUUUCUUGGACUAAGAAGUUCAAGGCACGGGGAGUUCAGGACACUGACGUCGUGAGCCGUCUGACCAAUGCCAUGAAAAAGCAUAAGGACCUGGACGUGGACAUCUUGGCCCUGGUCAAUGACACUGUGGGUACCAUGAUGACGUGUGCCUACGAUGAUCCCUACUGCGAAGUCGGUGUCAUCAUUGGCACUGGCACCAACGCCUGCUACAUGGAGGAUAUGAGCCACAUCGACCUGGUGGAAGGCGACGAGGGCAGGAUGUGCAUCAACACGGAGUGGGGGGCCUUUGGGGACGACGGGUCCCUGGAGGACAUCCGCACUGAAUUUGACAGGGAGCUGGACCUUGGCUCGCUCAACCCAGGGAAGCAACUGUUUGAGAAGAUGAUCAGUGGUCUAUACCUGGGGGAACUUGUCAGGCUCAUCUUGCUGAAGAUGGCCAAGGCUGGUCUACUGUUUGGCGGUGAGAAAUCCUCUGCUCUCCACACGAAGGGCAAGAUCGAAACACAGCAUGUGGCUGCCAUGGAGAAGUAUAAAGAAGGCCUUGCUAAUACAAGGGAGAUUUUGACAGAUUUGGGCCUAGAGCCCUCUGAGGCUGAUUGCAUUGCUGUCCAGCACGUCUGCACCAUCGUCUCGUUCCGCUCUGCUAACCUCUGUGCGGCGGCCCUGGCGGCCAUCCUGACCCGCCUCCGGGAGAACAAGAAGCUGGCAAGACUCAGGACCACCGUGGGCAUGGACGGCACUGUCUACAAGAUACACCCUCAGUACCCCAAACGUCUGCACAAGGUGGUGAGGAGGCUGGUCCCAAACUGUGAUGUCCGUUUCCUCCUGUCAGAGAGUGGCAGCACCAAGGGAGCCGCGAUGGUGACAGCAGUGGCUUCCCGUGUCCAGGCCCAGCGGAAGCAGAUCGACAAGGUGCUGGCUUUGUUCCAGCUGACCCGGGAGCAGCUUGCUGGUGUGCAGGACAGGAUGAGAGCUGAGCUAGAGUAUGGACUGAAGAAGAAGACCCACGCACUGGCCACAGUCAAGAUGCUGCCCACCUAUGUCUGUGGGAUGCCGGAUGGCACAGAGAAAGGAAAGUUUCUUGCCCUGGACUUGGGGGGAACUAACUUCCGGGUCCUCCUGGUGAAGAUCAGAAGUGGGCGGAGGUCAGUGCGCAUGUACAACAAGAUCUUUGCCAUCCCCCUGGAGAUCAUGCAGGGCACUGGUGAAGAGCUCUUUGACCACAUUGUGCAGUGCAUUGCUGACUUUCUGGACUACAUGGGCCUCAAGGGAGCCCAGCUACCCUUGGGCUUCACCUUCUCCUUUCCCUGCAGGCAGAUGAGCAUUGACAAGGGAACACUCAUAGGAUGGACCAAAGGCUUCAAAGCCACUGACUGUGAAGGGGAAGACGUGGUGGACAUGCUCAGGGAGGCUAUCAAGAGGAGAAAUGAGUUUGACCUGGACAUCGUUGCAGUGGUGAAUGAUACAGUGGGGACCAUGAUGACCUGUGGCUAUGAAGAUCCUAACUGUGAGAUUGGCUUGAUUGCAGGGACAGGAAGCAACAUGUGCUACAUGGAGGAGAUGAGGAACAUCGAGCUGGUGGAAGGGGACGAAGGGAAGAUGUGCAUCAACACAGAAUGGGGAGGAUUCGGAGACAAUGGCUGCAUAGAUCACAUCCGGACCCAGUAUGACAAGGAGGUGGAUGAGGGGUCCCUGAAUCCUGGCAAACAGAGAUAUGAGAAAAUGACCAGUGGGAUGUACCUGGGGGAGAUUGUACGGCAAAUCCUGAUUGACCUGACCAAGCGGGGUCUCCUCUUCCGAGGGCAGAUCUCAGAGCGUCUCCGGACCAGGGGCAUCUUUGAGACCAAAUUCCUGUCCCAGAUUGAAAGCGACCGGUUAGCUCUUCUCCAGGUCAGGAGGAUCCUGCAGCAGCUGGGCCUGGACAGCACAUGUGAAGACAGCAUCAUAGUAAAGGAGGUGUGUGGAGCCGUGUCCCGGAGGGCAGCCCAGCUCUGUGGUGCAGGCCUAGCUGCCAUUGUGGAGAAAAGGAGAGAAGACCAGGGGCUGGAGCACCUGAAGCUCACCGUGGGUGUGGAUGGCACCCUAUACAAGCUCCACCCUCACUUCUCCCGGGUGCUGCAGGAGACAGUGAAAGAAUUAGCCCCUAAGUGUGAUGUGGCAUUCAUGCUGUCGGAAGAUGGCAGUGGAAAGGGGGCAGCUCUGAUCACCGCGGUGGCCAAACGAUUACAGCAGGCACACAAGGAGUUCUAGGGUCCCUCUGCUGGCCCCAUAAGCCUUGGGUACUGACUAGCCCUUCCUCUGGCAGAAGAGUUGGUCAGGAACCAGCCAGCAGCCUGUGGCUGACUUCAUCUUCUCCAUGGCCAAAUGAGAACCCAGGUUCUUGGGCGCUCUUAGCAUCUUUUAAUUGGUUUUGCAGUGGCACCAAAUGACAUUUCCAUGUGGGCCAAA
Messenger RNA from Dipodomys spectabilis (banner-tailed kangaroo rat), 3013 nucleotides. RefSeq names its product hexokinase domain containing 1 (gene Hkdc1). Bases 62 to 2815 code for a protein of 917 amino acids. Gene Ontology annotation, molecular function: mannokinase activity; glucokinase activity; D-glucose binding. Gene Ontology annotation, biological process: glucose 6-phosphate metabolic process; glycolytic process; intracellular glucose homeostasis. The transcript has 18 exons. The record is from RefSeq and is a predicted model, not a curated record. Lineage: Eukaryota; Metazoa; Chordata; Mammalia; Rodentia; Heteromyidae. Gene Ontology annotation, cellular component: cytosol; mitochondrion.